Molecule: messenger RNA, 1936 nt
Organism: Misgurnus anguillicaudatus (oriental weatherfish)
Lineage: Eukaryota; Metazoa; Chordata; Actinopteri; Cypriniformes; Cobitidae
Gene: eps8l1a
Product: EPS8 signaling adaptor L1a
Biological process (GO): regulation of Rho protein signal transduction; Rho protein signal transduction; positive regulation of ruffle assembly
Cellular component (GO): ruffle membrane; plasma membrane; vesicle
Molecular function (GO): actin binding
Source: RefSeq, a predicted model, not a curated record
AGUAUUUUUAGGAACACGCUGUACACUCCAACAUCAAUGUCAUGUGAUCAAAUCAAACUUCAGCCAUUUCAUUGUCAGAAACAAGAAAACGUGCCCAUGUGUUGAAGACCAAAUCCAGAAGAUGUGACAUAAGAAGGUGUACGUAUCCGAUGCACGAUGGCAGCUCCGGAAGUUGUUCCCAGGAAACAUUCACUGAUCAAACUUGCAUCACCUCCGACUGCUAAAGCUGUCAACCAUGAUCCCACAGUAAAUGGGGUGAAUGCAGAUACUCACCAGAUACACCCAGAGAGAGAAGUUGAGUUGGUUAAUCACUGUUUUGCUGACAUGGAGCGUUUCAUGGCCCGUCUACAGCAGACCGCAGAGGCUCAGAGUAUUCUAGAACAACAGAACAAGAAAAAGAGUCGGAAAAAGAGCAAGAAGAAGAAAAAAGAGCAGGAAGAUGAAGUGCUUAGACAAAAGGCAACUCCCCCAUCAGAACAAGAGUUUGUGGAUAUUUUUCAGAAGAUUAAAUAUUCUUUUUGUCUAUUGGACCGACUGAAAUCAAACAUCUCAGAGCCGUCCUCAGAAGAACUUUUGCACCAUGUCUUCAUUCCUUUGGACUUGAUGGUGAAGACCACAGGUGGACCUACGUUGGCAGCAACAGUUUCCAGCCCUGCUCUGACCAGUGGAGCGAUCUCUCUACUACAAAAAAACCUUAAUGCAAAAGAGAAAGCACUCUGGACCUCACUUGGAUCUUACUGGACCCUGCAAUACUCUAAACUCAAUGAGACUGUGCCUCAAUACACACCUGUGUUUCUGGAUGGUUGGCAGCCGAAGACCAGAGACGCACACGGGCGACUGAUCGAGGACCCCAUUGAAUCACAGCAUAAGCACGAAGCUCAUAUGCUGACUCAACAGAUGAUUGAUCAGACACGCGCAACUACACAGGACGAACAUGAAAGUACUGAAGAUUCAAUGCUUCCUCCAGAAGAAAGGAUGUACCGCUGCAGUUAUGACUUUGUGGCACGAAACAGUAGUGAGCUCUCGGUACUACAAGGAGAAACUCUAGAGGUGUUACAGUCACAUAAGCGAUGGUGGAAAUGUCGGAAUGGUUACGGCGAAGUGGGUUUCGUUCCACAUAACAUCCUUGAGCCGAUCAAUCACUCAGAGGUUGAUUCUUCCAGUGUAAUGCGCAACCAUUCAAUGAAAGCUCCUAUCUCUCCCCCAAAAGGUGGAAGGUUUUCUUAUGCUGCGCCCAACCCCUCGGGCGAAAAUGCAUUCCACCUUAAUCCACGUCAUCAAAGCAUGCCACCAAUGGGAGAUGAUGGAGGAAAAGUAAUGUUGAUGAAUGAUGAGCUCAUGCAGCGAUUGGCCAGUGGGAGACCAUCGGCUCGCCCAGUGAUAAUAAAUAAAGCAAAUGAAACGACAGCACCACUCCACUACAGUUCUUCUCCAAGUGAAGUUCAAGAGUGGCUGAGGGGCAAAGGCUUCAAUGACUACACUGUGAGGAGUUUAGGCAUCCUUACAGGAGCUCAGCUCUUCUCCCUAAAUAAAGAGGAGUUACGGGUGGUUUUACCAGAGGAGGGCACCAGAGUUUACAGUCAGAUCAUGGUGCAGAAGUCACUGCUGGAGGAUGACAAGAAGGCUACGGAGUUGGAGGCUAUAAUGGAGAAACAGAAGAUUAAAGUUGAUUUAAGGGCUGAGGGUGGAGAAUUUUAAUGAAACUGCAUCUCUGUGUCAUUCAGUCUCACACAUUCAGACGCAUUAAAGUAAUAUUUAUGUCACUGCAUUAACAGACCGGUGUGGCAUCAAUCAAGAUCCUGUUAACAAUAUGUUUUAUGUCAUCAAAUAGAAUAUAUAUUUCAUCAAUACAGCUAACCCUGACAUAUAGGGCAACCCAACCAUGUUCUUUUAUGUAUUGAAGUUAAUUAUUAAUAAAAAGCACUGGUGGCUAUCA